Molecule: messenger RNA, 1101 nt
Organism: Eremothecium gossypii ATCC 10895
Lineage: Eukaryota; Fungi; Ascomycota; Saccharomycetes; Saccharomycetales; Saccharomycetaceae
Product: FTR1 family protein
Exons: 1
Coding region: 1-1101 (366 amino acids)
Biological process (GO): iron ion transmembrane transport
Cellular component (GO): high-affinity iron permease complex; plasma membrane
Molecular function (GO): ferrous iron transmembrane transporter activity
Source: RefSeq, marked provisional
AUGUCAGAGAAGGUAUUCAACGUUGCUGUAUUCUUCGUUGUGUUCCGCGAGUGUCUGGAGGCCGCUGUCAUCGUGUCGGUGUUGCUGUCGUUCGUAAACCAGUCGCUCGGCACCAACAGCCCGGCCCUGCGCAAGAAGCUCUGGUGGCAGGUGUGGCUCGGUGUUGCGCUCGGGUUCCUCGUGUGCCUGAUCAUCGGCGGCGCCAUGAUCGGCGUCUACUACCGGUACAACAGCGACAUCUACGGCAAGUCCGAGGACUUGUGGGAGGCCAUCUUCUGUUUCAUCGCGACAAUCAUGAUCAGCGUGAUGGGCCUGCCCAUGCUCCGUAUCAGCAAGUUGCAGACCAAGUGGCGCGUUAAGCUCGCCCAGGCGCUGCUCGAGGUCCCGGAGCGCAAGCGCGACCGCUUCCGCUUUGGAGCCCUCAUGAAGCGCUACGCCAUGUUCCUGCUGCCCUGCAUCACCGUCCUUCGUGAGGGCCUCGAGGCUAUCGUCUUCGUUGCCGGCGUAGGCGCAACCUCCCAGGGCGCCGCCGCAUCCUCCUACCCGCUCCCCGUCAUCGUCGGCCUCAUCGCCGGCGCCGCCGUCGGCACCCUCCUUUACUACGGCGCCUCGCGCUCAUCCAUGCAGAUCUUCCUCAUCUUCUCCACCUGCCUGCUGUACCUCAUUGCCGCCGGCCUCUGCUCCCGCGGCGCCUGGUACGCCGAGACCUACCGCUUCAAUAUGGCCACCGGCGGCGACGCCUCCGAAAGUGGCAGCGGCAACGGCUCCUACAACAUCCUCCAGACCGUCUACCACAUCAACUGCUGCAACCCCAGUCUCGACAAGGGCUGGGACAUCUUCAACGCCCUUCUGGGCUGGCAGAACACCGGAUACCUCGCUAGUAUCCUCGCCUACAACCUCUACUGGCUCGUCAUCAUCGCCAUCGUGUCACUCAUGAUCUACGAUGAGCGCCGCGGCCACCUCCCCUUCACUCGCCACCGCCUGCGCGACCUCAACCCGCUGCGUCGUCGUCGCAAGGAGCUCUCGGCUGCCGAGCAGGACGAACUCUUCGAGCGUGCCGGAAGGCUCGGUUUCGAGCCCGACGGCCGCGUUGCCAACUGA